GCGCGCGGCGGGGGCGCCGCCGGCGAUGGACGCCUCGCUGGAGAAGAUGGUGGACCCAACUCUAGCAGAGAUGGGAAAGAACCUGAAUGAAGCAAUGAAGAUGCUAGAAGACAAUCAAAGAAAAGAAGAAGAAAAUGAAAAAAGAUACACACGGAAGGAUAUUCCAGGACCACUUCAGGGCAGUGGCCAGGAUAUGGUGAGCAUACUUCAGUUAGUUCAGAACCUCAUGCAUGGAGAGGAGGAGGAGGAGUCUUCACAGUCCUACAGUGUUCUGGCUUGCAGACUGCAAAAUGUUGGAGAACAGGGUCACAUGGCUCUACUGGGACAUAGUUUGGCUGCUUAUAUAUCAGUUCUGGACAGGGAACGGCUGAGAAAACUGACCACAAGGAUCCUUUCAGAUACCACUCUCUGGCUUUGUAGGCUCUUCAGGUAUGAAAAUGGGUCAGCUUAUUAUCAUGAAGAUGAUCGUGAAGGUCUCUUAAAAAUUUGUCGACUUGUUAUUCACACACGCUAUGAAGAUUAUACAGUAGAAGGAUUUAAUGUGCUAUACACUAAGCAGCCUGUCAUAUACAUUAGUUCUGCAGCUAGAAUGGGCUUGGGCCAAGCUCUCUGCAAUCAGCUAGGGCUACCGCUUUCAUGCAUGUGCCGGGUGCCUUGUAACACUAUGUUUGGAUCUCAGCAUCAAAUGGAUGUUGCUUUAUUGGACAGAUUGAUAAAAGAUGAUGCAGAAUCUGGAAAAAUGCCUUUGUUGCUUGUGGCCAAUGCAGGGACUCCGGGAGCAGGACACACAGAUAAACUUGGGCGCCUGAAGGAACUYUGUGAACAGUACAACAUGUGGCUCCAUGUAGAAGGUGUGAAUUUGGCAACUUUGGCUUUGGGUUACGUCUCUUCUUCUGUACUGGCGGCUACAAAAUGCGACAGCAUGACCCUUACCCUGGGCUCCUGGCUGGGACUCCCAGCUGUACCUGCUGUGACACUCUACAGRCAUGAGGAUCCUUCCUUGUCCUUAGCAGCUGGGCUGACGUCAAGUCAGCCUGUUGAGAAGCUACGUGCCCUGCCGUUGUGGCUCUCCUUGCAGUACUUGGGCCAYGAUGGGAUUGUGGAGAGGAUAAAGCACGCCUCACAACUAAGCCAAAGGUUGCUGGAAAACUUGAAAAACCUGGAUUUCAUUAAAACUUCGGUUGAAGAUGAACUGAGUUCUCCUGUGGUUGUAUUCAGGUUCUUCCAGGAAUAUGCAAAUAGAGAUCAAACCCCACAUGCUGCACCGACCUCAGCAAUUCAGCACCCUAUAAUAAGCAACGAGAGACACGUCUGCGACACCUUCAAUCAGUGGCUAGGAGAGCAGCUGGCGCAGCUGGUUCCUGCCAGUGGGGUCGAUGUGGUGGAACUGGAAGAUGAGGGCACCUGUGUGCGUUUCAGCCCAUUAAUGACUUCUGCAGUUUUAGGAACUGAGAUACAGGAUGUUGAUCAGUUAGUAGACUGCUUAAAAAUGAAGAUACCGGUACUGACAAGUACACUGCAACUGAGAGAAGAAUUUGAGCAAGAAGUGAAGAGAACAGUAGGCCUGGUCUAUAUUGAAGAUCUCAGUUGGCCAGGAUUGGGUGUCGUAAGAUACAGCUAUCACAGUGAUGGGAAGAAUGAUGACAAACAAGAAAAGGAAUUAGAAAAAAUUAACACAGAACUGCUGAAAAAACUAAAUGACCUGGAGUCGGAUCUGUCUUUCUCUUUGGGCCCAGAAUUUGGAGGGGAAAAGAAUUGUGUUUAUAUUGGCAUGGUAACUGAGGAUUUGGAUGUGUCUGAGUUAGUUGAAACUAUUGCAGCAACUGGCAGAGAAAUUGAAGAAAAUUCACGACUACUGGAAAACAUGACUGAAGUUGUUAGAAAAGGGAUACAGGAAGCACAACUUCAGCUGCAGAAAGCGAACGAAGAACGACUUUUAGAAGAGGGACUUUUGCGACAAAUUCCCGUAGUAAGCUCGGUGUUGAACUGGUUUUCUCCAUUUCAAGCCUCACCAAAGGGAAGAACAUUUAAUUUAACAGCAGGCUCUCUAGAAUCCACAGAAUCCACAUACGUAUCCAAAGCGCAAGGAACAGGCACCACUCCGCCRCCCACGCCGACCUCCAGCCUCGCCAAGCAGCGCCUUCCUGGUCAAAAAAUUUUUAAAAGAUCUUUAAGAAGCUCUGAUGCAUUUAGUGAGACCAGCUCAAUCAGCCACUGUGAUGACCUGGAGAAGAUGGAGCAGAGACCUCCUGUUCUCUCUCCUGGCCACGACCAAGCGCGGCUGGAGCUGGGAAUGAAGGAGCAGCAGCAGGCGGCCACGCUGGUGACAGCUGCAGAAAGGGACACUGUCCCAAGUGACAAAUCACCAAGCGCCUGCGCGCAGGCAGAGGAACAAGGCAGUCAAAGAUAAAACCCACACUCCGGCUUUGAGACUUUGUAAGGAAAUCACGUACCCUGGUAGGCAGGGUGUUAAUUAAUGAUGCAUUUAAAAUGUGAACAGUGCCACACACUAGUACAGUAACAACUACUGUAACUUAUUAACUGAGAUUUUGCACAGAUAAAAAAUUUAUCCUCCAAAUGGGGCAGAGAUUUGUCUURCUAUACACUUGUUACAGUUGCUUUAUCCUGUAUAUGUUGUAUCACCAAAGUCAUAGUAAGAUUCAUUAACUGCGUGUAGACAUUUGUCAAGGAAUGGCGGUUUAAAACUCCUAUGUGAUUCUAAGCAUGUUGGUAGUUUCUAACAAGUUGAUCAGCCAUACACAAGAUUAAGCCUGCAACUGCACCCAACAAUCAUAAAAUGAUCUUAUUUUAUGUGAAUAUAUUAAAAAAAAAAAAAAGUCAGUUAUUCACCUUUUUAGAUUUAAAAAAUGAGUUUGGCCUCUCUUGCAAAACUACUUAAUCCUACUAGCUCUAUUUUGCCUCUUUUGCAUCCUUACAAAGCAUAUUGCCAAACAGUUGUGGUGCAGUGAGUAGCAAGGAUAGAUAUUGUGUAUGAAUCAGUCACUGAACAGUUACUUUUCCAUCAGCCAUUUCUGUUCCCUUCUGUUGUAUGAAUUGACCCAUUCAGCUAUCGGCCUAGAUAGAGCGGGGACCAAAUUACUGAGGUGUAAACUUGUAGAAAGCACUAGUGGCCCUGCAUGCCUAGAUGGCUUUUUGCUGCCACCCCUGAAAGGAAUCAUCAGUACAUCAUUAUUUUUCCUUUGCACGCCCUUUAUCUUACCGGACACGUUUAUAUAGUGUAACUGGAGGUUUUUUCUGUUGUGUAUUUUUAAAGAUACUUGUUAGUAAAGCUUGGAAAACUGAUACAUUUGUGAUGGUUCAACACUUAUUUUUGAACAAUAGUAACUUACCUAUGGUAGGACUUGUACAAAGAGAUUACAGGUUAGUUACACUACAGCACGAGUUCAUAUCAUCUCUAGGAUUGUUUAAUGCACAAUUUAAUCUUUGACUAAAUCAAAAACUAAAGUGUAGAAGUCUUUGUUCAUCAGUAAAUUAUUUUCAUCUUAGUCACUUUGCUGCAAGUAUUCAGAGCUUGCARUAGUUUCUUCUGAUAAAGAAAUCUUUGAAAAAGCUUGCUUUCUCCAAGGCAUCUGAUUUUGGGAAAAAUCCUGAGUCCCACCCCCUACAGAACUGAAAACAAAUACAAUAACCUGCUUUGAUUUUUUUUUUUAACCUCCCCCAAAUAUGUAAAUCAACACCCCAAUAGCUGUAGUAGUAGCAGGAUUUACUUGGAUAAUCUAAAAGAUUUUUUGUUUAAUUGUCCUGUCACCUAACUUGAUUCUCAGCUUCUAGACUCCACGGGGCUGGGAAGGUUUAAACCAGCCUGAUUUUGC
Messenger RNA from Nothoprocta perdicaria, 3833 nucleotides. It is a transcript of the gene PDXDC1, whose product is annotated as pyridoxal dependent decarboxylase domain containing 1. The transcript has 23 exons. Gene Ontology annotation, biological process: carboxylic acid metabolic process. Gene Ontology annotation, cellular component: intracellular membrane-bounded organelle. The coding region runs from base 26 to 2410 and encodes 794 amino acids. The record is from RefSeq and is a predicted model, not a curated record. Lineage: Eukaryota; Metazoa; Chordata; Aves; Tinamiformes; Tinamidae. Gene Ontology annotation, molecular function: pyridoxal phosphate binding; carbon-carbon lyase activity.